UUAAAAGAAAAGUACCUAGAAUUUAUACGUGUAAACAAUGAUGAUGAUAUUGGUAGCAAUUAUUUAAUAAGCAGCAGUUUAAAGAGAUGGGUUAAAGAAAAUACCAAUUCUAAAGGAAAUUCUAACAUUGUCAUGGUUGUUAUGAAUGCGAUUGAAAAUCUAUAUUUCUUGCCUUUCAAGCUAUUACUUAGUAAUUAUAGUAACUACAAUGAUGGCUUUAUUGGUGAAAAA
This is a messenger RNA of Dentiscutata erythropus, 231 nucleotides long. The record is from the annotation of a GenBank genome assembly. NCBI's taxonomy places the organism in Eukaryota, Fungi, Glomeromycota, Glomeromycetes, Diversisporales, Gigasporaceae.